Molecule: messenger RNA, 496 nt
Organism: Trypanosoma conorhini
Lineage: Eukaryota; Euglenozoa; Kinetoplastea; Trypanosomatida; Trypanosomatidae
Exons: 1
Source: RefSeq, a predicted model, not a curated record
AUGCGAAGGAGGUACAAGAGCCCAAAAUUUUUGCCAACUCACCCUCUGAAGCCUGCAAUUCCAAUUACGCAAGAAGGCCAAGCGGAAGGCCUUUUUUUUCCGAAAAAUAUGAUGGGUGUUGGGAUGACAACGUAUGAAGAAGAUUAUGUAAAGCAUUCAUUUUCUCCUCAGGCGAAAACGACACCGGUGCCGCAGUCAAACAUAUCGGCAAAGCCCCGAGAGGGUUGGAAAACAACAACCUAUAGAGAAAUGAGCCGUACAUUGAUACAGGCUAUUAGGCGCCAUGAGGUUGGGCGGACUCCCCCUUCGAAGCCCUGUGAGAGAAGGCCAGACACUUCUACGGUUGCAUAUUCUUCAGAAUACAGGGACGUGUUUACAAAGAAACCUCUCGUGUUGGAGCCAUGUGUAAAGCCUGUUGCGAUUGUCAAUAACAUUCCAUUCCGAGGGACAAGUACAAUGAAGAGUGACUACAAAUUUAUAAAACUAUUUCCACAUG